AAGGAGGUAAAGAGGGAGAGGGAUAUAUUCGAAGAGACCGAGAAAGUUUCCCAUCAGACCCUUUCAGACGAAAAGUGCGGCUUGCGAGAGAGACGCGUCGUCGCUGCCGGGUAGAGGUGAUGGUAGUGGUUGGUUGGGUACGGGAAGUUCGAACAAGGGAAUGCUUUUGCAUCGCGUAUACGCGCGUCUGUGAAACGAGCCAAAAAGUAGAAAAAAAGAAAAAAAAAGCUAAAGAAAAAACUUAGGGACUUGUGCACCUACGACGAUCGGAAUAUCGUUUCACGCGCCAACGAUGUACACGAGGCGAAUGUUAUGUGCACAAAAUUCGAAUUCAACCGGGUAAAAAGUAUUCCUCGGGGAUCUUAAAAAUACAAUACCUGUGAGAAUAACCUUCGCGAGAGGGAAGGGGGGGAGGGGGAAGGUUCUUUGACUACAUUACAGUUUUUUAUUUUCAAAGAAAGAUAACCAUAUAAAGGAAUUUUGUCAUAUCCUAAAGGAAUCCUAAAGAUAUUCUAAAACAAGAAAAGUCCCUAUAUGAAAUGAUAAACAGAUUGUCAAUUGGUUUUUUUUUGCAAGGAGUGUGAAUGUUUUUAAUUUUUUUUUGAUUUUAAAGACUAGCUAUAAUUUAACCGAAAGAGGAGAGCAGCUUGCGCAAAUUGUCGCGCGCCGCGAACAUUCUGCUCCGUUGAGCGGAAGAUCAAAUUGGACGUUAAUUACCGCUACUCGAUGAUCGGGGCGAGUACAGGUCACACACGCGGGUCGGUUUUAUGAUGAGCGAUUUAAUCUACAGAGAAGACUAAUAUAGAAAUAAACCACGCAAACAUGCGCAUCGUGACGAUACAGUAAAUUUCAUAUAGAUUUUUGUUGUCAAUGUUGUUGAGAACAUAAAAUAAAGUCGUAAUAAUUUUUGCGCACAAAUACACGUACAAGACUUUUUCUUUCUGCAUUUUUAUAUCAUUUUAAAUGCAAAAAUACAAGACAAAUGUCGUUUUCCUAUUCGCUAACUGUAAAUAAAAUUUGGAAAAUAUUGCAAUUGUGCAUUUAACAUAUGCGUAGAAAAUUUUUAACACUUCAGUAUUCUGCCACGUUUCAUUACGAAUUCAACAGACAAAAAAUACAAGAGAAAAAAAUUUGUUUUAAUUUGCUGUCGAUUUAAAAAAGGGUUCAACAAUUCCAACCACACAUAUAAGAAAUUAAAUAAUUAUUCACAUAAUAAAUAAAAUAAUAAAUAAUUAUAAUACUAACAACUUUAAUUAAGAAUGCUACAAUUUUUGAUAAAUACAAUCCAAUUAAAAAUGAAAUUUAACAAGGAGGUACUGUACUUUCUUUUGGUUUUGAUACAAAUAAAUAAUUUCUGUUUAUCAGAAGAACAUGAUUACCAUGAUAUGCAUCCGAAGAACGAACUUUCUAAUUUGCAAAAAUCAAACAUCUCUUUUUGUGAAUUUGUAAAUUCAUACGAUAAAUUGUCUUUAAUAGACAAAGCUUUUGGAAAUUAUUAUAUGCACAAUUUACUUAUCAUAAUAGCAUAUGAUAUGAGUGACGGGAUAAUGUUAGCUAAUUUCUUGAGUGACGAACGUAUAGAAGUUGAUAUAGAACCACUUUCUGAUGCUGAAUUCAUUGUAAAAAAUGAAAUAUGGGAAAAUUUUUAUUUUUACUAUUCUUGGAUAAGAGACACAUACAUAUUUGUUUAUCCUAGAAACACUUCAAAUACUUUGUUGGCAACAUACCUAACAAACAAGAUUAUCAAUAAGGCAGAAAAUUUCAAAGUUGCACUUACAUGUGAAAAUUAUAACGACGAUACAUGGAAUUCUAUAUUUAAAAUUGCAUCAAAUAUUUUAGACGUUGACAUUCAACGAGAUUUUUCACAACUGAUACACAGCAUUUUCUUUCUCCCAUCAUAUAUGGAUAAUAAUGAAGAAUGUAGAGGUGCAUUUGAAGAAUUAUUGGCUUACAUUAAUGAGAAGUUUAAUAAAUUUAGUUAUCGUUUUCUUGAUGAAGCACUGAAUGACAAAAACAACUUGCAGCGUUUCACUAAAAAGCAACAAUUAGAAAUUCUUGUCUCGAAAUCUAUUUUGGGUAAUGCAAAUCAGGUUUAUAAAUCAUGUUCAAAUUCUCUUCUGAUUUUAAAGGACAAUUAUCUACCAAAAAGACUUAAAUUAAUAAAAUUUUUCAAUUUUUUAACACCUGAGACUAACAUUAUCAAUAACAAAUGUUUUGAGAAAAUACAAACAACUGACAUAUCCUUCAUGACAGAUUUAUACUUUUUGCCACAUCGAUUAAUCUUAUCAAGCAAAGAUGCUUCAAAAAUAAAAUUUAGCAAUGAAGAAUUGAUCAGUGUAAUAAUCGACAAUUUUUGUAAGCACGAAAUGAAUAUUAAAAUUUUUAAAUUAAUGUGUUUCAUUAGAAAUAUUAUUGACAAUGAACUGAUAUCGAACAAUUAUUUUCAACAAAUUAUAUAUCACUAUUUAGAACAUCAAAAAAAAUGGCUUUCCAAUUUAAAUGUGUGCUUUGAAAAUGAUACGAAUACUAAAGAAACUCAAAUAUCAAAUGAGACUGAUAACAUUAUUCAAUAUAAAUUUCCUAACCAACUGGUUCGUGAAGUAGAGACAUCCCUAUUUCCGACUUCUACAAAAUCAGAAGAAUAUAAUUGCAUAUUUUCAACAUUUUUUGAAUCAUUAAAAACAUUAAAUGAAGUUCUUGUUAAUCAAAAAUAUGAAAAACUAUUUCUUGUAAUAGUAGAUGAUAUGAAGGAUGGCAUAGAGUUAGCUAAUUUUAUUAGCAAUGAAUCAAGAGUUGAUUUAGCAGAAAAAAUAAGAUAUACAAAUCCAAUACUAUUUACAAUGAUAAUUGAAAAUCAUUAUUUGUAUUACAGUAGAAAAAUAAACACAUACAUUUUAGUUUAUCCUAGAAAUGUACAGAAUCAUUUGUUAGCAACAUAUUUGACGAAAAUGACUAUAACAUCUUCUAAAAAUUUAAAAAUUGCACUCACAUGUAAAAAAGAAAUAAAUAAAUUCACUUUGAAUUCUAUGUUUCUAAUUGCGUCAGAAAUAUUAGAAUUGGACAUGGAGAGGUACUUUGAUCUACUUCAAAAUAAAAUUAUUAUUCUGCCUUCAAACAUUAAAGAAGACGAUAGUUCAUAUCAAACAAUGAAGGAUCAACUUAAAAAAUACCUAAUUGCAAAAUUCACAAGAUAUUUAGACACAACGGAUUUGGAUACAUGGUUUCGUAACCAGAGUAACUUUAAAAGUUUACAUUUUAAAGAUCAACUGGAAUAUCUUGCAUUGAUAUUUGUUCAAAAAAAUUACUUUUUUAACAAGAAAGUACAAGGUCAACCACUUAGAAAAGCAGGCAAUUUUCUUGUUCAAGAUUUCCUACCAACAAAUUUAAACAUUAUUAGCAUUCGAUAUUUCAGUGUCUUCAAUUACAAUCCUACUGACACAUGUACUAAAAAAAUGUUUCUUAACUACAAUAAAAAUCACAAAGAAACCACAGACAUAACAUCUUUAAGGGGCCUAUUAUCUUUUCCAAAUUGGAUAACCCAAUCCAAGCAAGAAAUGUAUAUAAACAAAAAUAGAAAUGACAAACUGAUUAAAAAAUUUAUAGUUGACCUUUGCAGCAGCAGAUCAGGAAAAAUAAAAAUUGUGCAAAUGAUUUGUAUUGUGAGAUAUGUUGAUGGUCGCAGACCAAACCAAGAAUUCAAAUUAUUAAGUCUUUUACAAUACUUUAUCGUAAAUUAUUAUUAUGCUGAUGAAAAAGCGUGGUUUUUCAAAUUAGAAUCAAUUUUUCAAAAUCGAAUUAGUGAAAACAGAACACAACUUUUGAUGAAAGCACAAGAACUCUAUGAGGAAAUAUUCAAAAUUGACGAGAAAAAGCAAAAACUAAUGAUUGAGGCUUUCUACAUAGUGAACAAUUCUCUAAAAUCGCAAAUCAAUCAUUCAUGCUCUUUAUUAAAUAAUAAUGGAAACUACAAUCUGAAACUAAAAGGAGAUGUCAUUAAUUUUAGUCAGACUUUGUAUACUGAUUAUUGUCCUGGAAAAGUAUCAGUUUUGGAAAUGUUUGCUACGGAUAAAAUUGUUAUUGAUGAAGAUCUGAUAAGUAAUGAAUUGGAACAACUCAAUAUAAUUGCACCAAUUUGGGAAAUUAUUUCAAGCAGAAUUAUACGUUUAGAUGGAGCUCCUGGACAAAAUAUUUGGGACCCAGAAACAUUUUCUGAUGGUAUUUAUGGUUUACAUGGUUCAUCCGGAAGACCCGGAGGUACAUUCUUUGGAAUCGUUGAUAAUAUUAUUAAUAAAGAAAACUUACAAAUUGUUAGUAAUGGCGGUAAUGGAUCUGACGGACAAGAUGGUUAUGAUUUAGUAUGGACUUUUGAAAAUAUUUCUUGGUGUGAUAUAUUUCGAGAGAAUUUUGAAGGUAAAGGAGGAAACGGUGGAGUUCCUGGUUUUGCUAAAAUUUAUCUACUUAAUAAUUUUACUAAUUUAAAUAUAAAGUUGUCGUUUGCUGAAGGUAAAAACGGCAGAUCUGGUAAAGUUAUGAGACUAGAAGUGGAUUAUGCUUAUAUUCAAAACAUGAUUGUAGAAAAAAAAAGUUUUUGCCAAAUAGCAGGUAGAAGAAUAAAAAAUGAACUAAGCAUUAGUUCCUCUAAUUUAGAUACUAAUAUCCAAGAAGACAAUUUUAUUUUAAGUAUCUCAGAUUACAAAAGAUUCAUUUUACACAAAGCCUUUACUACUGAUCGAAUGGAAUACGUAAAUUUAUACAAAAAAUUCAAUGAUCAGAAAUUUGUAGAUAUUCUCCCUAUAAAUUACUUUGCUUAUGAAUUAUUAGACUUGGAAUAUUAUUACUCUUUAGAAGCGAAAACAUCUGUUUUUAAUUCUAUAUAUACUGAAAUGCGUCUCGUGUUGCUUAAAGAAGACAAAAAUUUAAGUAAUGACUAUAAAAUAUUCUCAUCCAAAUUAAAUGAACUAAUAUUGAAAAGAUUGUUUCAAAGUGAAUACAAUGAAACCAUUAAUGAAAUACAUUAUUCAUUAGAUCAGUGUAUAGAAAAAUUUAAAAAUACAAGAAUCACGAAAAUAGAAGAAACAGGAAAACUCUUCUUGAAGAAUUUAGAAAACAUUAUCCAGGAAAAUGAAAAAUUCAUAAAUAAUCAAAAGCUUAAAGUUGAGAAUGAAAUAGUCGAUUUAAACAAGGACAUUACAAAACAAUUAGAAGAACUUGAUGUGAAAAAGGAUAACAAAAUAAACGAAUUCAAAAAAAGAUUGUCAAGCCUGCAUCUAUUGACAUUCUGCAAAUUUAUUCUUUUCUCACUGUCAGUACUAAAUCCCAUUCUUGCAGUAAUUGACAAUGAAAUAAAACCAAAUUCACCUGACAAUAUUUCAUCUACUAAUAAAGAAAAAUAUUACGAAAUGAAACUACCAUUUACAAUAACUGAUUUAGUUGAAACUACAUUGAAAAAAUAUAAUGAUGAAAUUAUCGAAAAUCUAAAAUUUACUGAAACAAAAUUAAAUAUAAUGAAAGAGGAAAAUAAUGAAAUUAAUUCAUCAGACAAGAAAUUAAAAACAGUUGCUAACUUGUACCAAGAUGCGUAUCAAAAAUGUAUUUUAAUCUCUAAUCAAGCAUUCCGUAUAAAAGAAUGUAUGAUUACUGAGAUACGAAAGCGAGAAAUAAGAUGUGAAAAGAAGAAUAAAAAAUAUAAUAACUAUCAAAAAUCAUUGGAUAUUACCAGAAGAACAAGACAGGCAUUGGAAUUUUCCAAUAAUGGCAUCAUGAGUUAUGGUAAAAUUUCCAAACACCAGUUUCUAUUGAAUACGAUUGAAGAAACAUUUCAAGUUGAAGAAAGUAAUGCAUUUACAACGGAAUAUUAUAAAAAUGGCAUGCACAAUAUUAUAUCACAAUUAACUGACAAUUUUAGAAGCAAAUUGAUUAUAUCUGGAUUUGCAAUAUCUUUGACUACUCUUCUUGAACACAAAAAAGAACAAAUGGAUAAAUUUUUAAAUGAUGUUAAAUCACAAGUUAAAUCUGCAUUAGAAAAUCAGACUAACAGUGAAAUUAAAAAUACAAUCGAAAUAGUAAAAAAGGCAAUCGAUAUGAUUUUACAUAUGCAGAACCUUAUUAAAGAAAAUAAUUUAAAACAGAGAAAUGUGGAUUAUGUGAAAAAUAUGGAAAGUACAUUAGUUCAGAAUAUGACAAUAAAAGAUGAAGAUGUUUUCAGAGUUUUAAGAGACAUAGAACAAGUGGAAUAUUCUAACGAUAUUAAAGACUAUUGCAAAACAUUUGUGCUUGCUUUGAAGGGUUAUGCGUAUCCGUUCUUAGGCAAUUUUUCCCAAUUUUUUUCAGAUUUACCUAAAUUACUAAAUAAUGGUUCUGUUGAUGUGGAUACCUCAAUUGGAAAAUUACGUAGUUUGGAGACACUUUUGCGUAAAGAAAAUGGACUCUUGGAAACAGCUUCUCAUAGUUAUUUUGGAAAUAAAGGAUUAAAGCCAGCAUUCUUUACUUGGAAUAAUGCUAGUUAUUCUGAAAAGAUUAAGGAUCUUCUUAAAGGAAGACGUAUUACUCUAUUCGCUAAUAUCUCCCAAGCACAAAAUUCGAAUGCCAUUAAGUUUCGCAAUAUAGAUAUUUCGUUUACUUCUGAUGAUUCUGAAAUGAAUUACGAAUUGAAUAAUGUUCUAAAGUAUUUUAACAUUCUUUUUAUUCACCACGGAGAUUCUUACUACAGAUGUAUGAAUAAAGUGCAUCUUAUUAAAACCGAUACAAUGGGAAUAUUCUACAAACAGAAAGGUUUAAAUUUCAAUGAUUAUAUCCUGAGUCCUUUUGCUACAUGGACAAUACAACUGUACGGAAUCAACAGUGAAAUAAGUUUUGGUCUUUUAGCAAAAUUUGUUGAUCAUAUAGAUUUAGAGUUGGUUGGAGACGGCCAGUAUAUCUUGAAUAAUAAAAGUAUUUGUAACGAUGAAUCGUUAAACAAAUUACAAAUAAUUUGAUUCACUAAGAUAUCUGCUGAACAUAAAACCGAAAAAUGUUUAUUGUGCUAAUUUUACUUUGUAUUUUGUUUGUUAUACUUAAUGUUAUUUUUAAUUGUAAGUUGAAUUUUACUGUUUAAUUAUAUGUUUGAUCACGCUUUUUUUGAAAGAUCGAUGUUACUUUUCCGUUGUAAUUGAGAAACAAUUAUGAAACACUAAUUAUAUUAAAAAUAUCAAAAUAAAUAAGUAAAUAUUGUAAAGUGA
Messenger RNA from Leptopilina heterotoma, 7217 nucleotides. RefSeq lists its product as uncharacterized. The record is from RefSeq and is a predicted model, not a curated record. The transcript is spliced from 5 exons. Lineage: Eukaryota; Metazoa; Arthropoda; Insecta; Hymenoptera; Figitidae. The coding region runs from base 1260 to 6974 and encodes 1904 amino acids.